AUGGUCCCGGUGAAACAGGAGUGGAGCCGACAGAGAAGGACAGGGAACAAUGUGACAGUGCAGCUAACUCCUCCCAGGAAAUCCCAGGAAAUCUUCUUCGAGGUGGACCUGCCCAAAACCGCCUUCAUCGCCAACUUCAGCAUGGAAAUCGAUGGUCAGAUGUACGUUGGAGAUGUAAAGGAGAAAGAGAAAGCUAAGAAACAAUAUGAGAAGGCUGUUUCCUCUGGACAGACUGCUGGACUGGUGAAGGCUUCUGGAAGAAAGAUGGAGAAGUUUUCAGUCUCUGUCAAUAUCGCCGCCAACAGCAGCGUGACUUUCGUUCUGACCUACGAGGAGCUCCUUCAGAGGAAACUGGGCCAGUAUGAGAUUCUGACCCGAGUUAAACCAGAGCAACCGGUGCAGGACUUCCAGAUUGUAACAAACAUCUAUGAGCCUCAGGGUAUUGCUUUUGUUGAGACCACUGCGACCUUCCUCUCCAACGAGCUGCUCCCCCUGGUGAAGAAAACCGUCACAGACACAAAGGCACACAUCUCUUUCUCUCCAACACUGGAUCAGCAGAAGAAAUGUCCAGGAUGUGAAGGCACCAUCAUUGAAGGAGAUUUCAUCAUCAAGUACGAUGUGAAACGAAAAAAGGGCCUCGGGGAAGUUCAGGUCAGGAGCCAACAAAGACUUUUCAGCAGCACAUAAGACUCAGUUAUGUUAC
Messenger RNA from Notothenia coriiceps (black rockcod), 703 nucleotides. RefSeq names its product inter-alpha-trypsin inhibitor heavy chain H3-like. The transcript has 6 exons. The record is from RefSeq and is a predicted model, not a curated record. NCBI's taxonomy places the organism in Eukaryota, Metazoa, Chordata, Actinopteri, Perciformes, Nototheniidae. Bases 1 to 687 code for a protein of 228 amino acids.